Molossus molossus (Pallas's mastiff bat) is the source of this 1709-nucleotide messenger RNA. It is a transcript of the gene USB1, whose product is annotated as U6 snRNA biogenesis phosphodiesterase 1. Gene Ontology annotation, cellular component: nucleus. The record is from RefSeq and is a predicted model, not a curated record. Gene Ontology annotation, biological process: U6 snRNA 3'-end processing. NCBI's taxonomy places the organism in Eukaryota, Metazoa, Chordata, Mammalia, Chiroptera, Molossidae. Gene Ontology annotation, molecular function: 3'-5'-RNA exonuclease activity. Bases 26 to 823 code for a protein of 265 amino acids. The transcript has 7 exons.
GCCCCGCUGUCGCAGGCGAGGCCCCAUGAGUGCGGCUCCUCUGGUGGUCUACAGCAGCAGCGGUUCUGAGGAUGAGGCCGAGGCCGGGGCUCAGGCCCUGCCCGGGGCUGGACGCCGCCCUCCUGGCCGGAGCCCCCCUCCCAGCCAGAGGUUGCCAGUGCCGGACAGUGUGCUGCACAUGUUCCCAGGCGCCGAAGAGAAGCCUGAAGAAGACAGUGCAAAACAUGGGGGCCGGGUGCGCACCUUUCCCCAUGAGCGGGGCAACUGGGCCACCCACGUCUACGUACCAUAUGAAGCCAGGGAGGAGUUCCUGGACCUGCUUGACGAGUUGCUGCCCCACGCCCAGACAUACGUCCCCCAGCUGGUAAGGAUGGAGACCUUUCACCUCAGUCUGUCCCAGAGUGUGGUUCUGCGUCAUCACUGGAUCCUUCCCUUCAUUCAGGCUCUGAAAGACCGCAUGGCCUCCCGCCAGAGAUUCUGCUUUACUGCUGACCGGGUAAAGAUUUAUACCAAUGAAGAGAAAACCAGGACCUUUGUGGGGCUCGAGGUCACCUCCAGGCACGCCCAGUUCCUGGACCUGGUUUCAGAGGUAGACAGAGUCAUGGAGGAAUUUGACCUCACCACUUUCUACCAGGACCCCUCAUUCCACAUCAGCCUGGCCUGGUGUGUGGGUGAUGCACGUCACCAGCUGGAAGGGCAGUGCCUGAGGGAGCUACAGGAAAUUGUGGACGAGUUUGAAGACUCUGAGAGGCUGCUACGCAUGCAUGCUGAGCAGGUCCGCUGCAAGUCUGGGAACAAGUUCUUCUCGAUGCCUUUGAAGUGAGCGCCAGAGGCCCUCCUUGUCCCAGGCCCCACUGCAGGCCAGGCAGAGAUGGAGGAGCCUGCUCAAACCGUCCUGGGGGCCUGGUGGUCCCUGGGAGCUGGGUCUCUCCUGGCUCUUUUGGGUUGCUGGUCCAGUGCCGCCGUGUCAUGGUCAUUCCCAAAAAUCACCAAUAGAGGGCAGACUGGGCUCCCUAGUUCUAGGUCUGUGGUUCUUAUGCAAAAAAAUAAAUAAAUAAAAAUGGGGUCACCCAGUGAGCCCACCCAUAUUCAGCCAGAAUUCCCACUGUAGUCCCGCCAACAAACAGUCCCUCGUGGCACUCUCCCCACGCCUCCUUCAGCUGUUUGCACUGUGAUGCCAUUGGCCUCAGACCAGCAUUUCCAAACCUGGCUCAUCCCUGCUCAGGCCAGGACAUAGGGUCCUUCAAUGGGUCUGUCACUCUCCCUUUUCACACUUGUUGCUUUUAUUUAUUUCUAGUCUCACCCCUUCCUAUGCCAGCAGAGGCCAUUUUAGGGCCAAGGAUCAGGGUGCUAAUUUGAGGUUCAGCAUCAGUUUUUUCCAUUCCUUUCUCCCACUCGUCCCCAGCCAGGUGCCUGGGGAGACUUGAGCAGAUGUUUCAUUUUGGCCUCACUGGUGGAUUUCAGCCAGGCCUCCAAUGCUCUGUAACCUCCGGUUUCCCAUCAACUUUCCCAAAGAGGCAGAGAGGUGCCUUCCCCCAGCCAGGGUUCACUCUGCGGCCUCCAGCUGCCUGAUGCGGCCUGCAGCCUGCCAAGGGGAUGCGGGCGGAGCCCAGAGCUUGCACAGGGUUUUUCUUCUUCGGCCCUCACAGGAGCAAAGGACCAGUCCUUUCCACUUGCCAUCUGGAUUUCUGGUGAUGGAUGAAGAGAGA